AUGUAGAACAAAAAAGUUAAUAGUUUGCUUUUAUAAGUUAAUCUUAUCUUUCUUUACUUUCAAAGACAUUUUUAGUUUGACUUCAAUCUUUCUUAUUAAUUAUUCUAAAUAAAUUACACAACUGAUAAGAAUUAAUAGAUAGAUAGACAGAAAGAUUGA
This is a messenger RNA of Tetrahymena thermophila SB210, 159 nucleotides long. RefSeq lists its product as hypothetical. The record is from RefSeq and is a predicted model, not a curated record. NCBI's taxonomy places the organism in Eukaryota, Ciliophora, Oligohymenophorea, Hymenostomatida, Tetrahymenidae. The transcript has 3 exons.